Messenger RNA from Aspergillus aculeatus ATCC 16872, 693 nucleotides. RefSeq lists its product as uncharacterized. The record is from RefSeq and is a predicted model, not a curated record. Lineage: Eukaryota; Fungi; Ascomycota; Eurotiomycetes; Eurotiales; Aspergillaceae. The transcript has a single exon. Bases 1 to 693 code for a protein of 230 amino acids.
AUGACUCGGUCGCUAUGUCUGGCCGAAGACUCCGACCGGAGCUGCGGCUUGCUCAGGAAGAUCUCCGAGUACAGGCACCAGGUGUCCAUCACGAAGCUCGUGGUGCUCGCAUGUCUACUUGCCGUAUGCGCCGUGGUCUACCGGAUCUGUCUGAACACGAUGUACUGUCAACGCCGCCGGGUCGACCGAGCAGCGCAGCGCGAAGAGAGGAAAGCUCGCCGGGCCUACAAGGCUGCCGCACGACGGCUCCGAUGGCAUCGCUGGUGGGAGAGGAAGCCUACUACUGAUUCGCCAGCUCCGGAACCCGAGAAUGAACUCUUCGUCAUAGACAUGCCGCCGGAAGAGCCCGGUCGAAUGCAGGUGGGCUCGGACGCGGCUUCUCUGCCCGGAGGCAUGCAAGAUGAACUGCAGAACUUAAGACAGACACUUGCAUGCGUCGGGAAAUUGAUCGGGGCGGAGAACAUCCAGAGUACAACGCAGCAGGAUCUGGUCCGACCAGAUGGUGAUCAAGUACCAAGCCUGCAUGGUAAGCGCCGCAUGUCCUCGGAGACGCUCGCUACGUCGACUGUCGGAUUAUCGACUAUCACGUUUACUGCGACGAGUAGUCGAGUGAGUCAUGGGCCUGGGUCCUCUAAGACGGUGAAAUCAGUGGACACGCUAGAUUCGGCCCCUCCACCUAGCUACAGAUCAUGA